Messenger RNA from Micromonas commoda, 2506 nucleotides. RefSeq lists its product with no specific name. Lineage: Eukaryota; Viridiplantae; Chlorophyta; Mamiellophyceae; Mamiellales; Mamiellaceae. The transcript is spliced from 2 exons. Gene Ontology annotation, molecular function: microtubule binding; ATP binding; microtubule motor activity. The coding region runs from base 1 to 2433 and encodes 810 amino acids. Gene Ontology annotation, biological process: microtubule-based movement. The record is from RefSeq and is a predicted model, not a curated record.
AUGACGGACCAGGAAGAUGCUGCGCCGUCCGGGAACGUGGAGAUCUACCUUCGCGUCCGGCCAGACCCGAGGCCGUCGCCCCUCGUGACGCUUAACCAGAACGAUAACACGGUCAUGUGGGAGGUACCCAAGCUGGAGACCGGCGGGUACGUCAACAAUCAGCGGGAGAAGUACCAGUUCGGCUUCAACGGCGUCAUCGGGCCCGAGGCGAAACAGGACGAGGUGUUUGAGCGCGUGGCGAGCAGAUCCGUGCUGGGGGCGCUGGAGGGGUUCAACGGCACGGUUUUCGCAUACGGCCAGACCGGCUCCGGUAAGACGUUCACCAUCAGCGGCGGACACGACCGAUACGUCGACCGGGGCAUCAUCCCGCGCGCCAUCUCCCGGCUGUACAGCGAGAUCUCGAAGCGACACGACGCCACCUACUCGGUGCAAAUCACGUACGUGGAGAUUUACAACGAUCAGGGGUACGACCUGUUGGAUCCCGACCACGAGACCACCGCGCUGGAGGAUCUACCCAAGGUGCAGCUGCUGGAGGACGACGAGGGAAACGUGACGAUGCGCAACGUUAGCACGCACAGGGCGGACAACGAGGAAGAGGCGCUGAACCUGCUGUUCCUCGGCGACACCAACAAGGCCAUCACGGAGACGCCGAUGAACCAGGCGUCCUCGCGCUCGCACUGCAUAUUCACCAUGCAGGUGGAGCGCAGACAGCAGGGCAGCGACACCGUGCGCCGCGCGAAGGUAAACCUUGUGGACCUCGCGGGGAGCGAGCGCGUUCACAAGAUGGGUCUCGACGGUCAAACGCUGAUGGAGGCGAAGCACAUCAACCUCUCGCUCCACGCGCUGGAGCAGGUGGUGGUGGCGCUGCAGGAGAAGGCGCAGGGCACUGGGCGGAGCCACAUCCCGUACAGAAACUCCACGAUGACCAUGAUGCUGAAGGACUCACUGGGAGGUAACUGCAGGACGGUGAUGAUCGCCACCGCUUCCCCGCGAGGGGACCACCUGCUGGAGGGGAUCAGCACCUGCCGUUUCGCGCAGCGCAUCGCGAUGGUCACCAACGAGGCAGUCGUCAACGAGGAGGUCGACCCUGCUUUGAUCAUCAAACGGCUGCGAAUCGAGAACAGGGAGCUGCGCGACGAGCUGAGAAUCCUGCGCGGGGACAACGACGACGGGAGGGAGGAACUGACGGAGAGCGAAAUGGAGCGGCUUCGCGCGCAGGUGGCGGACUACUGCAAGCCGCCCGCCGCAAACGAGGAACCCACGCUCGAGCUGGGCGCGUCCAUGCUGAAGAUCAAGGCGGCGCUCAGGAUAUUCCGAGAGAUUGUGCUCCAGGGCGGAGGUGUCGUGGUGGGUAAAGGUGCCGCCGCGGGCGAGGCUGGGGAGGAUGGCGCGUGGCACCCGGAGGAGUUGAGGUCGGAGAUUAAGCGGCUAUCGCUCGUCGUCAAGCAACGCGACGACGAGAUCGACGUGCUCGUGUCGAUGCUGCGAAAGGGUGAGAGCGGGGAGAAGGGCGCGAUAAAAGCGACGGAGAUGCUUCGCGAGUCGCGCAGCAGGGGCCUCGAUGACGGAGACGGAGACCGAGACGACGGGCCCGCCGGCGGCCGAGACCGCGCGAAGGCGCCGGUGUCCUCGCGCGGGCUCCGGGCGCCCGCCGCCGAAAACGACGCCUUCGCUCGGGUCUUUGCGAACGAGCCGCGGGCGUCGCGCGAGCCCGACGUCCCGUUCCCCGCCUCCCCAGGUGGGAUCGCCGCGCUCGUCGCCGAUAGGACCCGCGCGUUCGAUCACUUCCGGGCCCUCAACGACCGCCACGCCGCGGUGGAGGAGAACAAGGUUGUUCUCAAGAAUAAGUUUGACGACGCCAAGGCUCUCGGCGAGUGCGUGACCCGCAGCAAGGGGGAGAUCAACCGGCUCAAGGGACUCAUCGAGGAAAUGCGCCAAACGCGGGCGGCGACCCGGGGCGGGGCACGCGACAAACGUGACGCCGACGACGACGAGAAACGUCUGGUGGUGGCCAUCGACGCCGAGAGGGCCGCGCACCGGAGGGCGUUUGACGAGCUCCGCGACGCAAAGAGGGAGAUUGACUCGCUGCAGAAGAUGACGACGCAGGCGGGCGCGAGGCUGGCGAACGAUUUCGAGCGGUGGUUCGAGCUGCUCGCCGAGCGUCACCGGGAGCUGGGCGGUGAUGACUCACCCCCGGCGAGUCCGAUUGGCAAGGCGAUCGAGCCGGAGAGCGCGGCGGAUCUGAGCCCGGCGCCGACGAUGUCGCCGCUGCGCGACGCCACCAACUCUCCGAAGGGCAGAAACGUUUCGGCCCCAUCGCAGACGGGCGCGCCGACCACCGGUAACGCGCGUGCGGAUGCGGACAUAAAGGCUUUUUACGAGGCUAGGGAGAGGUUGCUGAGGAUGCGGCGAGAGAGCGAGCUCCUGGCGUGAUCACGUAGCGGGCUUAUUAGCGCGAAAGCCGAUGGCUGACCGUUUUGUUAAACGAGUGGGCACGGCUGACUCA